CCCCCCCCCUGCACCGCCCCACGCCUGCUCGGAACGGGUCGGUCGCCGGUGGCGGAGGAGCCCGGCGAGCUGUGUGAAGAAAUUCUUCAGCCAUGGAUGUGUUCAUGAAAGGACUUUCCAAGGCAAAGGAGGGAGUCGUAGCAGCAGCAGAAAAAACCAAGCAGGGUGUGGCAGAGGCGGCAGGAAAGACGAAAGAGGGUGUCCUCUAUGUGGGUUCCAGGACCAAGGAAGGAGUUGUUCAUGGUGUCACAACAGUGGCUGAGAAGACCAAAGAGCAAGUGUCUAAUGUUGGGGGAGCUGUGGUUACAGGAGUGACAGCGGUGGCCCAGAAGACAGUGGAAGGAGCAGGGAACAUUGCUGCAGCCACUGGCUUGGUGAAGAAGGAUCAGUUGGCCAAACAGAAUGAAGAAGGUUUCCUGCAGGAGGGAAUGGUGAAUAAUACAGAUGUUCCUGUGGAUCCUGAGAAUGAGGCUUACGAAAUGCCUCCAGAGGAAGAGUAUCAAGACUAUGAACCUGAAGCAUGAGAGUCCUUUCCUUCCCUUAUAUCUCCUGAAAUCUACUAACUACUAAAGAUGUCCCAUCCUGUACAAGUGCUGAGUUCCAAUGUGCCCAGUCGUAAAAUUUUUUUACAGUUUUUACGGUGUAUUUUGAAGUCUUCCAUCAGCAAUGAUUGGAGUAUCUGUGACUGCAUCCACCUUGUUUCAGCAUUUCCCUCCUGCUGAAAUGAAAGCUGGUUGGCAGGGUCAUUGUUGUGCUGUGGAUAUUGUGGCUUCAAGUUUAAAAGUUAAAAAAGAAAAUAUUAAAUAAAAACACCUAAGUGUCUACUGCUUAUUUCUAACUCUGUACAUGUUUUGUUGAUAGGCUGCCAGUAAUUUGAUAUUGUUUAUGAUACAAUUUUUAUUUGUUUCCUAUGACUAUCCUUUCUGUGCAGAGAUGACUUAUCGUGAGAGCUUUAUAUAUAUGUGUAUGUAUUAUACAUAUAAAAAAAGUAACUGAGCAUGAACUAUGCACUUAUAAAUAUUAGCUGUUGAAAUUUUAUGGGUUUGUGAUGUGUUUUAUUAACUUGUGUCUGUAAAUAAUGGUGUUCAACUGAAAUGAAUAAAAUGU
Messenger RNA from Gymnogyps californianus (California condor), 1107 nucleotides. RefSeq names its product synuclein alpha (gene SNCA). Gene Ontology annotation, biological process: regulation of dopamine secretion; chemical synaptic transmission; synapse organization. The record is from RefSeq and is a predicted model, not a curated record. The coding region runs from base 93 to 524 and encodes 143 amino acids. The transcript is spliced from 6 exons. Gene Ontology annotation, molecular function: cuprous ion binding. Lineage: Eukaryota; Metazoa; Chordata; Aves; Accipitriformes; Cathartidae. Gene Ontology annotation, cellular component: neuronal cell body; axon terminus; cytoplasm.